Molecule: messenger RNA, 679 nt
Organism: Aspergillus sclerotioniger CBS 115572
Lineage: Eukaryota; Fungi; Ascomycota; Eurotiomycetes; Eurotiales; Aspergillaceae
Exons: 2
Coding region: 64-636 (190 amino acids)
Source: RefSeq, a predicted model, not a curated record
CACUUCCCAAGCAUAACCAAAUCUACUCGCUUCCAUACCAAAAUCCCUAAACCGUCCGAUGCAAUGUAUCCCAUUCAAAGCCGACCAACGAAUCUCACUUGCGAAAUCCAUGGAAUCUUCUGCACUGUCGAGAUCCCACUUGACACCCUUGAUCAUAUCUUAACUGCCGCCUACGAAAAACGGCCCUACCUCCGGCGAUCCCUCAUCUUGAUGACCACCCUCGCCCCCGACCAGCUCCAGAACCUCACCUUUGACGACGUCACCAGCCCCCCCAUCACCGAGCACUUCGUCUCACCGUUUCUGGGCUGGAACACUCAAGCCAUCAAGACCUUUCUGGCUGAAGGUGUCCCCAAAAACUCGCUUCUUGAUUAUAGAAUUUCGCUUAUUGCGGAUGCGCAAACGCUCGAGGACGAUUCCCUUCUAUUCGUUGUUGGGUAUAAUCCGGAAGAAUGGGAAGUGGUUCGGGUGGCAGGGGAAUAUGCCAAUGUUGAGGCGACAAGGCUGAAUCAUGGAGCGAGAUCUAUUGAUUUUUUGAUUGACUUGGUGGAUGAGGAUGGGGUGUAUAAGGGUGUUUUGGGGCAGCCUGCUGUGGAGGAGCUGGAGGACGACGCGAUUUUGCUUGAUGGGGAUUAUUAGGGGGGUGGCAUCACGGUCGAGAGUGGUAUUUAGUCUGAUUUAG